This is a messenger RNA of Plectropomus leopardus (leopard coralgrouper), 1271 nucleotides long. It is a transcript of the gene nots, whose product is annotated as nothepsin. NCBI's taxonomy places the organism in Eukaryota, Metazoa, Chordata, Actinopteri, Perciformes, Serranidae. The record is from RefSeq and is a predicted model, not a curated record. Gene Ontology annotation, biological process: proteolysis. Gene Ontology annotation, molecular function: aspartic-type endopeptidase activity.
GACAGGUGCAGAGACAGCAUGUUGAAGACGGUGUUGGUGCUGCUGUUGGUUUGGACAUGGACGAGCUUAUCGAUGGUCAGGCUCCCUCUGAGGCGGGUGCGUUCGGUUCGUGCGAUGCUGCGAGCCGAAGGCGUGCUGCAUGAGUUCCUGAAGGACCACCACCCUGACACGUUUAGCCGGCGCUACGCUCAGUGUUACCCGCCCGGCACGCCAUCACUGCGCCUCGGACGCUACAGCGAGAAGAUCUACAACUACAUGGACGCUCAGUAUUAUGGUGAAAUCACUUUAGGGACUCCAGGGCAGAACUUCUCUGUAAUAUUUGACACCGGCUCAUCCGACCUCUGGGUGCCUUCAACCUACUGCGUCAGCCAGUCCUGUGCAUUGCACAGGCGCUUCAGGGCAUUUGAGUCCACUUCGUUUCAUCAUGAUGGUCGGAUGUUCGGGAUUAACUACGGAUCAGGACACCUGCUGGGCAUCAUGGCCAGAGACACACUGAAGGUCGGAGGUCUGACUGUUGUGAACCAGGAGUUUGGGGAGUCCGUCUACGAGCCUGGUGCCGCAUUUGUGAUGGCGAAAUUUGAUGGCGUUCUGGGAAUGGGUUAUCCAUCCCUGGCGGAGAUCCUUGGAAACCCUGUUUUUGACAACAUGAUGGCGCAGAAGAUCGUGGACGAGCCUGUCUUUUCCUUUUACCUGAACAGGAGAACAAGCAGCAGCAACCCAGAAGGCGAACUCUUGCUUGGCGGAACAGACGAAGCGUUGUACAGUGGACCUGUCAACUGGAUUCCUGUUACUUCUAAGGGAUACUGGCAGAUUAAGAUGGACAGUGUGGCGGUCCAGGGUAUGAGUUCGUUCUGUCCUCAAGGCUGCCAGGCGAUUGUCGAUACUGGAACCUCCCUCAUUGCAGGACCGACCAAUGACAUCCUCAGUCUUCAGCAGCUGAUUGGAGCUUCUCCCACAAACAUCGGAGAGUUCAUUAUUGACUGUGUGCGGCUGUCCAGUUUGCCUCAAGUGACAUUUGUUCUGGGAGGAAAAGAGUACACGCUGACUGCUGAGCAAUACGUUAGAAAGGAAAUGCUUGGCGACAGGGAGUUGUGUUUCAGCGGUUUCCAGGCCGUGGACAUUGUUACGACCGCAGGCCCCCUGUGGAUUCUGGGAGAUGUAUUUCUGACGGAGUUCUACAGCAUCUUUGACAGAGGACAGGACCGGGUUGGCUUUGCUCAUGCUAAACACUCAACUUAACUCUAAUCCAUCAGUUAUCAGAUGCUGAAAGC